UGGAAACUAACCCUUCAGACUGAACGAAACACAGAAGAUAUAAUAUAAGUUAAUUUUCCCACAUGAAUACUGUCCAUGCUCUAUAAUCACCUAGUUCACUAGUAGUGCAUGAGCUUCAACCAUGGACCCCAGAAUCUCCUUCUCUUAUGAUUUUGUGGUUUCCCAACAAGCAAUCAAGCAUGAAAAUAUAUACAGAGAAGAUCCCGUCUCUUCGGAUUUCGAAUUCUCUGUCAAGAACAAUUCUAUGAUAUCAGCAGAUGAAGUCUUUUUCCAGGGUAUGUUGUUGCCUCUGAAGAGUGAUUGCUCCAAUAAGAAGGUGACUUUGAGGGAUGAGUUGCUUGUGAAUGAUGACUAUGAAGAGGAGUUACCAAGAAUACCAAAGAGUUCAAGCAGGUGGAAGCAGAGAUUAGGCCUCAGGAGAGGUUCAUCUAAGAAAGAUAAGAAUAAGAAUAAUGAGGGGUUUCAGCAGACUAGAGUUGAUGAUGAGAAAGGGUUCUGUUCUGGACAAGGAGACAAGACUGCUAGCUAAGACAAUAUGGGAAAUGUUAAUUUCAUGAAGGUGGUGUGUAAGGUUUAAUUAGGAGCAAGUGAUGAAAUCUAUAGGAGCAGCAUUAAUUUCUCAAGGAGGGGAUGACAUUCUAUAAUAUCUAAAGACAUUAAUUGAUAGAAUUUUGGGCGCUGACUUCCUUUUUCAACAGUUAAGUUAAAUUUAACCUAAGUUAUGUUCCCCAUCUUUGUAGUAGAAGACGGUAGUGGUAUUAGUAGUACUUCUAGCAUUUUGAUCUUUGUACAAAAAUUUGCAGUUGAAGACCUUCCAUGAGUCUGAGUAUUUUUCUUGGUGUAGUGUAUCAGGUAGUCGUGCCUCUUAUUGUUUGAUAUAUAGUAAGUUGGUAUUAGUCCCUGUAGGUUGUCAGGCAUCUUCUUCCCUUUCUACUACUUUUAAGCAAGUUCACUUCUCUAAUAUAUUCUUGGCUUUAAUUUGAUAUUCAUUA
Molecule: messenger RNA, 992 nt
Organism: Glycine soja
Lineage: Eukaryota; Viridiplantae; Streptophyta; Magnoliopsida; Fabales; Fabaceae
Exons: 2
Coding region: 122-529 (135 amino acids)
Source: RefSeq, a predicted model, not a curated record